Messenger RNA from Culicoides brevitarsis, 1381 nucleotides. It is a transcript of the gene pinta, whose product is annotated as retinol-binding protein pinta. Bases 135 to 974 code for a protein of 279 amino acids. The transcript has 4 exons. Gene Ontology annotation, molecular function: phosphatidylinositol bisphosphate binding. The record is from RefSeq and is a predicted model, not a curated record. Gene Ontology annotation, cellular component: membrane. NCBI's taxonomy places the organism in Eukaryota, Metazoa, Arthropoda, Insecta, Diptera, Ceratopogonidae.
GUGUCACCAAUGCACUUUUUGUCGCACACAAUUGCAUUAUCACACGCAGAGCGCAGAGAUUAAAACAAUGAAUGAACAUUUCUUUAGUUUAUUGACAGCAUUCAGUGCGUUUAGUGCCCAUUCAUCACGACAAAAUGAAAGAAUACUCGUCAAAAUUGCCGGAAAGCAGCAAAAAAUUCGCCGAAGAUGAUCUCGGAGAGACACCCGAACGACGAGAAGAAGCUCUUGUGCAGCUACAAGAAUGGCUUGCAGAAAAUCCCGAAAUUAAUGCAAAUCCCGAUCCUGUUUCUUUGUUAUAUUUCCUUCGUGCUCGCAAAUUUGACGUUGAUCGAACAAAGGAGAACAUCAAAAAUUUUUACAAAAUGCGGUUUCUACGUGCAGAAUGGUACAGCGAACGGAAUCCUUUUGAUCCGACAAUCCAGGAGUUGCUCAGGAUUGGGGUUUUUUUGCCGCUCAAAACGAAAGAUGCGGAAAAUAGACAAAUUGUGAUCAUCCGAACGUGCGCUCAUGAUCCGAAAAAGCACAAAUUUUCGGAUGUUUUGAAGGCUUCCAAGAUGAUUUUGGACUAUCUUAUGUUUAUGGAUGAAACGAUAUCGGUACAUGGAUUGAAUGCAUAUUUCGAUAUGAGUCACUUGAAGGCGGGACAUGGGCUGCAAUUGACGCCGACGAUCAUUAAACAUGCGGUUCAAAGUUGGGAAGUCUAUCCCAUUCGCAUCAAACUCCUCAAAUUUCUCAUGGUACCCAGUUACGUGAUUUGGGCUCUCAACAUUUUCCGUUCCUUCAUGUCAGCAAAACUCAAAUCUCGGAUGUUCGUGUCUCGAGGAACGGCAGAAGAUCCAACAAUUUUACCGAAAGAAUUGGGAGGUCAGGGAGAAAGUUACGAAGAACUUGCUAAAUAUUGGAGAGAAAAAAUCGAAGCAAAUGUUGAAUUUUUCGAGCAUUUGGACCAAUAUCGGACAACGACGACGACGUGAUAAAAACAAAAAUAUUUCCUUUAAAUAUUUUAUUUUAUUUUAUUGGUUAAGUUUUCGUUUUUAAUUUUCAAAAAAAUGAACAUUUAAUUUUUUUUUACCCUUAUAAAGUUAAUAUUUUUCGCUCAUAAUUUUUUGCGUCAGUCAUUAUGUUUCAGAUCAAUCUUGUGUUAAUUUUUAUCAUUAAUUUCUAAUAUUAUUUAUUGUUUUGCUUUUUAGAUUUCCGUUACUUCCAAAAUACUUUUUUGUCUCCUGUUUUAAUUUUUUUCAAGUGGAAAAAUAGUUUUUUUCUCUGUUUAAAAAUUUUUCAUCGGUUUAUUGUUUUAAUAUUUCCAUUAAAUAUGUAAUAAUCUACAAGGUUCGCCUAUUUACAACCUUUUUUUGUGUGAUAUUUUAUUUUUUUUUAAAUA